AUGAAAAAUCCAAUCAGUGAAUAUAUAGCGAAUUUUCCACAAAAUUCCAAUAAUAUUAAAAAUUUAUGGAAAGAAAGUGAGAAUGCUCAAAAGCGUGCGCAAGCGGAAUAUAAAGUAAUACGUGAAUUAGCUGACGAGAUUUUUGAUCAAGCUAAGAAGGUCUUUUCAGCAGCAACAGGUGGUUACAGUGGUAAUGGCUAUGAUUUAAAUCCAUUUCAAUCGAUGAAUGACAAAUUUCAUAAACAAUCCGAUAGACAUAAAAUUUUAAAAAAUGAAAAACAAAAAUUGAAAAGCGGUAAAGUUGUAAGAAAUUAUGAGAAAUGGCAUAAUGAUAUGAUUGGACAUUGGAUUAAAAAACAUUUGCCAAAAGAGCCUAGAAAUAUUGAUACUAGUUAUGAGUUAUUUGGUGUACUACCAAAAUUUGAUCCAAGAUUUCCAUUUGAUCGAGCAUUUAAAUUAAUGGAUGAUCUUCAACCACCUGAUAUGUUCAAAUUUUCAACAAAUAAUUUUCAUAUUUGA
Brugia pahangi is the source of this 519-nucleotide messenger RNA. NCBI's taxonomy places the organism in Eukaryota, Metazoa, Nematoda, Chromadorea, Rhabditida, Onchocercidae. The record is from the annotation of a GenBank genome assembly.